CUGGUAUCAGAAUCUUGAGCUUAAGCUGCUGGAAUGAGUAUUUGAGGCUUUGAUUGUGGAGAUCCAGUUGUAUCUCGCGUCGUCAUGGUCUCAAGAGUCAUUGUACUCGGCUACAGAUCCUCACCUCCAGUCGACCACCAGUCAUCAACAACAUCUCAAGCAGCUUCGAAUAGCUCAGACUCACAACAGACAUCACUACAUCCACAUCGAUGUCAAAGGGAAGCAUGAGCAAUGGAAUCGAAUCUUUGGAGCUAUGACGUCUUGCGGGGUCAUCAACGUCGAUGAUAUACUGGCUCCAUGAAAGUCCCAUACAAAACAUCAGGGACGAAGCACCCUCAUAAACUUCACAGAGCACCCCUCGUAACCCCAAAACACCAGCCAUCAGGCGACCAAACGCUACCACAAUCCACUCGGCACCCAAGCCCUCAAUCAAACAUCCACCCCACUCCACAAAAGACAAAUAACAAUAGCACUCAGCAUGCCACCAAAGCUUUCCCUCACACCCCUAUCCUCCCUAAGAACAUCAGCACACUACAUCCCCUCUUACUCCCUGCUGCCCAAUACCACCCCGCACGGCCACCCUCUCCUGACGUACCACUCCUGCUUCGCGCCCUCCACCACGCCCAGCAGCCUGGAGUCGCAUCUCGCCAGCAACGGGACAUCCCCCCAGUGGCGCUACACAAUGUACACAACCAGCCACUACCACAGUACAACGCACGAGAUCCUGUGUGUGAUCCGGGGCCGCGCGCGGCUGCUGUUCGGCGGCGAUGCGAAUCCCGGGCGCGUGGAGCAGGAUGUCAGCAUCGGGGACGUGAUGAUUGUGCCGGCGGGGGUCGCGCAUCGAUUGCUGGAGGAUGUGGAGGGGGGGUUUGAGAUGGUGGGGUCGUAUCCCAAGGGGUGCAGCUGGGAUAUGUGCUACGGCGAGGCGGGAGAGGGAGACAAGUCCGAGGCGGUUGGGAGGGUGGCAUGGUUCGAGAGGGAUCCGGUGUAUGGAGAUGAUGGGCCGGUGAUGUGGGGGAGGGAGAGGCUGGAGGAUGCGAACAGGGAAUUGUAGAUUUGAAGCCGGGAGGGUGCCAAGGUCCGUCGUCUUGCAGAAGAAAAUGCCUGGUCAGAGCAUUGUAUUUGAGGCGUGCUGGAGCUACAACACCGUUAUGGAACUAUCUACUUGGGCUCCCACAACCGUCACGACCUCCACGGUGGGCCUGAACGACACAGAAACAGCAUCAUGAUGCAAAGUCGCGAGAACGAGAACGGAAACGGUCAGUCUGGGCGAGGACAAAAGUACCAGCGCGCUUUGCGAGGCGGUAUCGGAGCAUCGGCUUGUAUGCGUCAUGCCUGCAGAGAAGAACGUAUCAGUCAAAGUAAGGAAAUGUGUGAUGACACAAGUGUGUAUGUAGAAUGAGAAUGCAGCAGAGGGUAGCAGGUUCUACCUAGCAACACGGU
Didymella exigua CBS 183.55 is the source of this 1443-nucleotide messenger RNA. RefSeq lists its product as uncharacterized. Lineage: Eukaryota; Fungi; Ascomycota; Dothideomycetes; Pleosporales; Didymellaceae. The transcript has 2 exons. Bases 479 to 1054 code for a protein of 191 amino acids. The record is from RefSeq and is a predicted model, not a curated record.